Messenger RNA from Acytostelium subglobosum LB1, 3279 nucleotides. RefSeq lists its product as hypothetical. The transcript has 3 exons. The record is from RefSeq and is a predicted model, not a curated record. NCBI's taxonomy places the organism in Eukaryota, Evosea, Eumycetozoa, Acytosteliales, Acytosteliaceae. Gene Ontology annotation, molecular function: cysteine-type deubiquitinase activity; zinc ion binding. The coding region runs from base 1 to 3279 and encodes 1092 amino acids. Gene Ontology annotation, biological process: protein deubiquitination.
AUGUCCAUGUCCAUGCCAAUGUCCAUGGCCACCGCGCCAAUGCCCACUGCACUGCUUCCAGUUGCCUCGCCAGAGACAAGCGUGACAGCGCCGACCUCACCUCCACUCACAUCACCCUCGGCCACCACCAAGACCAUGUCAUACACCAUUGCAACAAGACGAUCCAAGAAGACCGUUGAGAUUGUCAAGACAACCACAGCCACAUCAACAUCAACAACCAUUACAUCACCUUUGAGACAGGUCCAAACAGCAGUAGCACCAGCCACAGCCACAACAAAGAAAACAGACAUGGCGCCACCAUCACCACCAAUACAACGAGGGACUUCGAUGGGUCCUGGCAGGGGCAGAGGCAGGGGCAGGAGGAAGACAUCAAUGCAAAUGCUUGCAAACGAACAUAAGACAAUUAUAGAGAUGGAGGAGAGGAGAGAGCGAAUCAAACAGCAACAACAAGAUAAACAGGAGGCUGCAGCAUCGACAAGAGUAGCCGCAACCACGACAAAGACAACGACAAGUACAUCAACAACAGCUGAGGAAGAUGAUGUUAUGAUUGGCAACCGGGAGGGCGAAGAAGAGACAGUAUAUAUAGGAAUGGACGACAGCAGUAGCGUGGUCAGCAGCGGGACCAGCAGUAGCGCAGGUAGCAGCACUUCGGACGAUGUCGAGCAGGCAGACGUGGAGACUGACGACAAGGAGGAGAUGACGCUGGAGAACACCGUGGCAGACUACGUGGCCUGCACGCAUCUCGAGGGCAACAUCGAUGUGCAGGUGGUGCGCGACCGCCUGUCGCGCACGUCCGAGUGGAAGUGCGAUAGUUGCUCGGCCCAGUUUGGCGUUUUCAUCUGUCUGCAGUGCGGUGUCAUCGUAUGCAGCAACUACCGCCGCCAUCUGGCCGCUCACAACCGCCAGACGGGUCACCUGCUGAUGCUGGACCUGCAGCAGAAGAACUGCUACUGCUUCCAGUGCAACAGUUACAUCAACAACGACACACACGACGCCCAUCUCGACCUGCUGCGCAAGGUUCUCUAUACGACAACUGUCGGACGUGGCGCGCUCUCCGAGGAGCAGCUGGCCCAGGACGAUAUCGAGGAGACUGCGUUCAAUCACUACCAGGUGACGCUGACGCGUCGCGUGUUUGGCAUAUGGAAGACAGCCGCAGCUGCCUCGCCCUCGGACUCUGAGAGCGCCAGUGUCGACAACCAUGGUUCGUCCACCACAAGCAGCCUGCCCUCGGCCGACGCGCCCAUGGAGGAGCAGCAAUGUCCAAUCAUGGAGAAGGAUGUCCGUGCUCAGAUGCGUGACAACAAUGGACCGAAUGACGACGCAGAGGCAGCAGAGCCAGACACGCUGGACUAUGAAGACAGCCCGGGCAAGAAGAGGAAGCGUCUGGAUGCACUCCAGGCACCAGCAACAUCAAGCGAGGAACAGGUCGUCCAGAAUCACAGCAACAACAACAGCAGCAGUAGCAGCAACAAGAGCUACUCGUCCACAUACCUCAUGUCCAAGGUUGCUAGCUCGCCUGCCAAGAAGAACAGGAUCAUACCAGGUGUCACUGGUCUGAGGAACCUGGGCAACACAUGCUUCAUGAACACCAUCCUCCAAUCCCUCAGCAACAUACCCGAGUUCCGCGCCUUCUUUGUCCAACUCCAGACGGCUGUUGGUGUCAUGGUCGACCCCCUGGCCUCCAGCGCCAAGCGUCAGUCCACCAUCGACUGUCUCAACCUGCUCAAGAAGCACAAGAUCACUCAUUCCAAUCUCUCAGACUUAUCGUUUAGCGUUCAAUUACAUUACUUGUUCAGAGUGUUGUGGUCUGGCAAAUGGAGCGUGGUGACGCCAUCUUCGCUGUUGGAGUCAGUGUGGAAGUUCAUCCCAAAGUUCAAGUACUACCAACAGCAGGACGCCCAGGAGUUCUUCUCCUACCUACUCGACUGUAUCUCGCAGGAGCUCAAUCCCAAGUCCCAGCGUCGCCUGUCAGCCGGCGGCUCCUCCCAGCAGCAGCAACAGGUCGUCCCCAACUCAUCAUAUAUAAUCCGACCAUUUACACACAGGAAGAAGAAGAGAUCGUCACUGCCCGACGAUGAGUACGACGCACUGAUCGCCGGCAGCAUGUCCUCGCCGCCCUCAGUCACCACUCCGCCCAUCACCUCUCCGUCGCUCAUCAUGAUGGAUUCCAACAUUGAGAUGGACAGUCCAGAUGUGAACCGUGGAGUGCUCACCCCGCCAAUCAUGGUGCCCGGACGCUCGUCACAGUCGUCGCCAAUCAACAUGGACUCCAUGUCUGUCCCAUCGACGCCACCAGCUCCCGCUGCGCCACACAAGAUGGCCAAGCAGCCGGCCGUGCCCGAGAAGGACGACGGCAUCGUCUCCAAGAUCUUCCAGGGCAAGCUCAAGAGCGAGAUCACCUGUCUCAAAUGCAGUAACAAGGCGUCAGUGUUGGAAUCAUUCCUCGAACUGACACUCGAUGUGCCAGGCGGCAACAUGCCACCACGAGCUGUGAAAAAGCGUGGACCCAAGUCAAAGAAGACCGCAGCCGCCGCCGUGCCACUGGACGGUGUCGUCGAGGUUGUGACCCCGCCACCCGCCGCCGUUGUCGACGUUGAGCAAGAGCCCGCCGUCGUCGCUCCUCCCAAGGAUUACAACCUGGAGCAAUGCAUUCGCCAGCUGGUCCAAAAGGAGAAGUUAGAUGGCAAGACCUACAAGUGUUCACAUUGCAACGAGCUGCAAGAUGCUGAAAAGAAGUUCUCAUUGCUUUCGCUGCCAAAUGUAUUAUGUAUAGUACUCAAACGAUUUAGAUGGAGAGAGAACCAGUGCUCAAAGAUAGAGACUGAAGUUACAUUCCCCUUCGAGAUCGACCUUUCACCUUAUGUUGAGGUGGAUGAUGUAGCAAAUGGUGGACAUCAUCCAACUACCACUGACAACAGUGAUAGUGCCAAUGCCAACAACAACAACAACAACAAAGAUAACAACAAAGACAACAUAGACAACAUAGACAUAGACAACAAAGACAGCAGCGGAAGCAAUAAUGGCGGUAUCAACAACAGUUUCGAACUUUUGAAUGUGAUCAACCAUCAUGGAUCAGGUCUGUUGAGUGGACAUUACACGGCCUUUUGUUUCAACGACCUCCAGGAGAUAUGGGUACACUACAACGACAGCAAGGUGACGAUUGUGGAGGCCAACGACGUCAUUGAGUCGUCAAAAUGCAGCGCCUACAUCCUUUUCUAUCAGCGCAAGGGCACUAGCCAGUCUAUCCAGCUGGACCUCGAGCCAGAGUCGGUGGCCUAA